Molecule: messenger RNA, 1590 nt
Organism: Durusdinium trenchii
Lineage: Eukaryota; Dinophyceae; Suessiales; Symbiodiniaceae
Source: the annotation of a GenBank genome assembly
GAGGAGGAGGAGGAGGAGCAGGAAAAGAAAAAGCCACCAACUACUGAGAAGGGCCAGGAAAAGGGUGGCAAGGAGAAGACGAACAAGAAGGAUGACCGGAAAAAUGAUAGGAAGGAGAAGGGUGGCAAGGAUGACGGGCAGGGUGGCAAGGAGAAGAAGGAUGGCAAGGAUGAGGGGAAGGAUAGCAAGGAGAAGGGUGGCAAGGAGGUGGGGAAGGAUGGCAAGGAGAAGGGGAAGGAUGUCAAGGAGAAGUGUGGCAAGGGCGAUGCAAAGGGUGCCAAGAAGGCCAAGAAAGAGAAGGCUAUGAAGGAGGAGGCGAACAAGGUUAGCAAGGAAGACAAGAAGGAUAGUAGCGAAGAAAAGAAAGCAAAGAAAGCAAAGAAGAGCGAUGGCAAGACCAAGACAGAUGAAUCAAGCAGCAAGGCGAAGGGCAGAAAGGCAGAUGCGAUGGGUGAGGUGGGUGCAGAUGCUGAAAAGAAGCCAAGGACAGAAAAGCGUGGCAAGAAGCGUGAGGCAGAAGAUGAGGGUACCAACUCAAAGCUUGCUGAGGCAGAAAAGAGAACCAUCAACAGCAGCACCCACCACAAAGAGUGGCAAGCAUACAAAAGGUGGAUCAAGAACAAGAAGAGGUUCCCAGCUUCCUUGGCAACCCGGGUUCAAUCCGAAGAAGGGCGCAAUAGCCUUUUCAAAGACUAUGUGGAGAACGAGGGGGACACAGCAAAGAUUACCGCCAAACACCUUCAAUCGCUAGAGGAAAAGUCCAGCAAUGAGUGCAGGUAUGGCUUCCGUUCGGAGAAGUGGAUCCAUGACCAGCACGGCACUGACAAGGGCAACAAAAUCAUUCAACGAAAGAAGGAGCAGGGACUCUAUGUGGAGGACCCGGAGUGCCCAGGGGAGAACCUCUGGUUUGUUCUGAUCAGUUUGGAUGUCUCCAACGUCCAGCAGUUCAAGAAGAUUACGUCUAUGGAAAUUUCAGGGGCUGCUUCGCCUGAAGUCUUGAAAGCGUUCACGGACCAAGGUGGGGUGCUCUCAGGAGAAGGCCUGAAAGGUGCGACAACAAGUGAUGGUGCCAUGAAGAAGGCUGUUGGCUUCAUGCAGACCGCGUGCGGUGGAUCAGGCAAGAAACCGCGGAAACCCAAAGGAGGUGACAACAAAGAGGAGGAUGGCAAAGGAGGUGAAAAGGUGGUGGCAAAGACUUGGGAGGAAAAAGCGGGUGCGCUCAUCACCAAAAUUCUUCGGGAUGCCAACACAUGCAGGGACAACGCUUUCAAGUUGAAGCCUCUGGAAAUGAGUUCAGAGCUCAUCAAACACUUGAAGGCAGUGGAGAUCCAGCUACAACGUGCAGCAUCUAAGUUGCAAGACCUUGUCAACAAAGGCUGCAAGAAGGGCAAGCACUACCAACCAAUCGUGGAUGAGGUGGACCAGCUUACGCAACUUGCCAAAGAGAAGAUUCAACUCGCCAAGGCGUUAGUCCGUGCGGCGGAGAAUGCCAAAAAGACUGACAAGAAAGAAGUCAAAGAGAAUGAGAAAACGGAGAAGCCUACGGCAGGGGAGAGGAAGUCUAAGGGGGCUUCCAAGACUAAGAAGUAG